This is a messenger RNA of Solanum stenotomum, 882 nucleotides long. RefSeq lists its product as uncharacterized. Lineage: Eukaryota; Viridiplantae; Streptophyta; Magnoliopsida; Solanales; Solanaceae. The coding region runs from base 1 to 882 and encodes 293 amino acids. The record is from RefSeq and is a predicted model, not a curated record. The transcript has a single exon.
AUGCACCCUUUACCCAAGAUACCUCCACCAUUUCCCCAACGCUUGAAAAAGAAGACUGAAGAUGAGAAGUUCAAAAUGUUCUUGUCAAUGUUCAAGAAAUUAUCCAUUAACCUCCCUCUGGUGGAAGCAUUGUUGGAAAUGCCAGGAUACGCCACAUUCAUGAAAGAGCUAGUUACAAAGAAAAGGAGCUUGGACUAUGAAACUAUUGAAGUACCCCAUAGUUGCAGCGCAAUUAUGACAAAAGAGCUAAUCACUAAGAGAGAAGAUCGUGGGGCAUUCACCAUCCCGUGCACCAUUGGUUUGCUCCAAUUCGCUAAAGCUUUAUGCGAUUCAGGAGCAAGCAUCAACUUAAUGUCAUAUGCAAUAUACAAGCAGCUUGGUUUGGGUGAUCCGAAGGCAACCACAAUGAGACUCCUUAUAGCGGAUCGAUCAAUCAAGCAUCCAAUGGGGAUACUCUAUGACAUCUUGGUAAAAGUAUAUGGGUUCAUCUUUCCGGUUAAUUUUGUGAUUUUAGAUUAUGAGAUCGAUGCUGAAAUCCCUAUUAUUUUGGGAAAACCAUUCUUAGAAACCGGGAGGGCAUUGGUUGAUGUCGAAAGAGAGAAAUUGAAGUUCCGGGUGAACAAUGAUGAGGUAACCUUUAAUAUUUGCAAAUCCAUGAAACAGCCAAGCGAUAUCCAUGUGGUGUCAACUAAGGAUGUUAUAGAUGAAUCGGUGGAAAGUGUUAGCCAUUUGAUGCGAAAGAAUGAACCCCUUGAAUUUGUGCUUGAUAAUUAUGAUGAAUCCGAAGUUCAAGGCUAUGAUGAAGUGGUAGUUGCCUUAUCGGGAUUAGAAGUAUAUUCAAGGAAUCCAAUCAAGUUGGAUAUUGACCUGAAAAACACAUAG